Molecule: messenger RNA, 825 nt
Organism: Lasiodiplodia theobromae
Lineage: Eukaryota; Fungi; Ascomycota; Dothideomycetes; Botryosphaeriales; Botryosphaeriaceae
Product: FAD binding domain-containing protein
Exons: 3
Coding region: 1-825 (274 amino acids)
Source: RefSeq, a predicted model, not a curated record
AUGCUUUUGCUGGCUGCUCUGACGCUACUCCUCAUCCCAGUCCGGUCCCAGACGGCGGAUAGCAAUGCCACGGCCAACAGCAACCCGGCACACCCAACACUCGCCGAGUUCAGAGAGGCGUCGUACACGUUCUUCUCGCGCAUGCGGGACGCGGGCUACGGCCAAACGUCAGCCGUCGUCUUCGGCGCCGCCUCCAUCAAGAACCACUUCCCGGACUUCCGCUCCACGCCGGACCUGGACUUGGUCAUCUUCGAGCCCUACGACCUCCGCCUCGACACCAUCCUCGAGGCCAUGGUCGCCGGCAGCGGCGGGAAGCUAAGCUGGGAGAACGACAAGGAGCUGCUGUACUACAACGGCGAGCAGCCGCCUGGUGGGCGCCGCGUGCACCUGGACGCCGGGUACGUAGAUUUCGGCGAGCUCUACGGCACCGGUAUGACGUCGUCGGCGGCCGCAGCGGAUACGGUGACGUCGGCAGACGCGGUGCCGUACGCGACGCCGGAGGAGAUGUUCAUCAUCAAGAUCUGCGCAGCGCGGUCGCGCUCGGCGCUGGCGAAGUCGCUGCAGGACGUCGCCGACGCUGAGUUCAUCGCGGAGCGCGUGGCGGGCCCCGUGCUGCAGCUGGUCGGGGAUCCGCCGGAGAAGGCGGUCGAGUGCCUCAAGGCGUUCCUGCCGCGAUCCAAGUACCCCAGGGAGUGGUGGUUGAAGAAGCUCGGAGUCGGUUCGCUGGAGUACUGCCGGACGGACGGAGGCUAUGUUCAGCGGGAGAUGGGAAGGGUGAAGGACGUGUGUUGGGGCAAUGCGGUGCUGCUGGAGGGUCAACUGUAG